CCCCAGCAUCUCCCCACCUGGCCCAGCUUCAUUCCCCCGCACCCUGGCGGGCCCGAGCCUACUGGUUUGUUUAGCCGGGUGGAGGUUUGGGAUCCAGCGUGCAGCGAACCCCCUCACCCCUACCUAGUCCAGUCUCUGGCCAGGCGUGGGUCACCCCAAGGCCUUGUCCUUCCUAGGCCCCACUCCUCCGCAUGGUUACUGGACUGCAAGGGCAGAGAGGCGCGGCUUUGGAAGGGUUAAAGCAUCGGGUCUCAUCUCAGCGCCCCACGGCCUUUGCCAGGGCCGGCAGGACCCCUCUUUCUAUACCCCCACCACCACCUCCCAAAGGCCAGAGCUGCUCCCUGAGCCCGGCAGAAAGCUCGCCAAGUGCUAAGCGCCUCCUCUGGCCCAAGUAUCCUCCAUUGGGGAAACAGUUGUGACCACCCAUUAACCGGGAAGGAAAUAAAAGCACGGAGAAACUGAGUUCAAGCUACUUAGGUUUCCACACAGCCGGAACAAAGCAUCGAGCCUGCCUCUUCUUGACUCUUGGACAGAACCCUGGACUUGCUAAGCCCAAAGGGUGAAAACUCAGACUUGGCUGGCCCUGUGGCUCAGUGGUGGAACACACGGAAGUGUGAGGCUCUGGGUGCAAUUCUGGACACUCUGGGAGGAAGAACAGCAUAAUGAGAGAUGUACUGAGUGCUUGCUGUGUACCAGAUACCGCGUUUGCCGAGUGAGCAGCUCGGUUCAUCUUCAGACACCCUAAGGAUUUCCACAGAUGACUCAAUGAAGAGCAGACGGGCCUUGCCAUCCCCAAUGGCACAAGUUCAAGGAGAAGUGGACAACAUGGAGGGCCCACCAGCCUGCAACAACAACAACAACCCUGCAGCCCGCUGGGAGAGUCCAGAUAGGGGCUGGGAUCGGGAACCUCCGGCAGCUGCCAACACCACUGCGGCUUCCCUCUUCGAGUGCUCUAGGAUCAAGGCCUUAGCAGAUGAGCGAGAGGCUGUGCAGAAGAAAACCUUCACCAAGUGGGUGAAUUCGCACCUCGCCCGCGUGGGCUGCCACAUCGGGGACCUCUACGCAGACCUUCGGGAUGGGUUUGUGCUUACUCGGCUCCUGGAAGUGCUGUCCGGGGAGCAGCUGCCGAGGCCCACUCGCGGUCGCAUGCGGAUCCACUCGCUGGAGAACGUGGACAAGGCCCUGCAGUUCCUGAAAGAACAGCGUGUGCACCUGGAGAAUGUGGGGUCACAUGACAUCGUGGAUGGGAACCACCGGCUGACGCUGGGGCUGGUCUGGACCAUCAUCCUGCGCUUCCAGAUCCAGGUCAUCAAAAUCGAGACAGAGGACAACAGAGAGACCCGCUCAGCCAAGGACGCUCUGCUCUUGUGGUGCCAGAUGAAAACCGCUGGUUACCCUGAGGUAAACAUCCAGAAUUUCACCACCAGCUGGAGAGAUGGCCUGGCCUUCAAUGCCCUCAUUCACCGUCACAGGCCUGAUCUUGUGGACUUCAGCAAACUCACCAAGUCCAACGCCAACUACAACCUGCAGAGAGCUUUCCGCACAGCCGAGCAGCACCUGGGGCUAGCACGUCUGCUGGACCCCGAAGAUGUGAACAUGGAGGCUCCAGAUGAGAAGUCCAUCAUCACUUAUGUGGUCUCCUUCUACCACUACUUCUCCAAGAUGAAGGCUCUGGCUGUGGAGGGAAAGCGGAUUGGGAAGGUCCUGGACCAAGUGUUGGAAGUGGACAAGAUCAUAGAGCGCUACGAGGAGUUGGCAGCCGAGCUGCUGGCCUGGAUCCACCGCACCGUGAGCCUCAUCAGCAACCAGAAGUUUGCCAACUCCCUGAGUGGGGUGCAGCGGCAGCUGCAGGCUUUCACCGCCUACUGCACGCUGGAGAAGCCCGUCAAGUUUCAGGAGAAGGGGAACCUGGAGGUGCUACUCUUCAGUAUCCAGAGCAAACUGCGCGCCCACAACCGGCGCCUCUUUGUGCCUCGGGAAGGUUGUGGCAUCUGGGAUAUUGACAAGGCAUGGGGCGACCUGGAGAAGGCAGAACACGAGCGAGAGGCGGCCCUCAGGGCUGAGCUCAUCCGACAGGAGAAGCUGGAGCUCUUGGCUCAAAGGUUCGACCACAAGGUGGCCAUGAGGGAAAGCUGGCUAAAUGAGAACCAGCGCCUGGUCUCCCAGGACAACUUUGGCUAUGAGCUGCCAGCGGUGGAGGCAGCCAUGAAGAAACAUGAAGCCAUCGAGGCAGAUAUUGCAGCCUACGAGGAGCGGGUUCAGGGUGUGGCAGAGCUAGCCCAGGCGUUGGCAGCUGAAGGCUACUAUGAUGCCCGGCGGGUGGCAGCCCAGCGCGACAGUGUCCUUCGCCAGUGGGCCCUGCUGACUGGGCUGGUGGGUGCCCGAAGGACCCGGCUGGAGCAGAAUCUGGCCCUGCAAAAGGUCUUCCAGGAGAUGGUCUACAUGGUGGACUGGAUGGAGGAGAUGCAGACUCAGCUGCUGUCUCGGGAAUGUGGGCAGCAUCUGGUGGAGGCUGAUGACCUGCUGCAGAAGCAUGGACUCCUGGAGGGGGACAUUGCAGCCCAGAGUGAGCGGGUGGAGGCCCUCAAUGCUGCAGCUCUGAGGUUCUCUCAGUUGCAGGGCUAUCAGCCCUGCGAUCCCCAGGUCAUUUGUAACCGCGUGAACCACGUGCACGGCUGUCUGGCGGAGCUGCAGGAUCAGGCGGCGCGGCGACGCGCGGAGCUGGAGGCUUCGCGGAGCCUGUGGGCGCUGCUGCAGGAGCUGGAGGAGGCGGAGAGCUGGGCGCGGGACAAAGAGCGCCUCCUAGAGGCCACGAGCGGCAGUGGCGGCGCGGCGGGCACGGCGGGAGGCGCGCACGACCUGUCCAGUACCGCUCGCCUGCUGGCGCAGCACAAGAUCCUGCAGGGCGAACUAGGCGGCCGGCGGACGCUGUUGCAGCAGGCACUGCGACGCGGAGAGGAGCUGGCGGCGGCGGGUGGCUCCGUGGGUCCGGGGGCUGAGCCCUUGCACUUGUCCAGCCUGGCGGAGCGCGCGGCGAGCGCCCGGCGUCGGUGGCAGCGGCUGGAAGAGGCGGCUGCGCGCCGGGAACGAAGGUUGCAGGAGGCGCGGGCUCUACAUCAGUUCGGCGCGGACCUAGACGGGCUCCUGGACUGGCUUCGCGACGCGUACCGCCUGGCAGCGGCCGGCGAUUUCGGUCACGACGAGGCAUCCAGCCGUCGCCUGGCACGCCAGCACCGCGCCCUCACCGGGGAGGUGGAAGCACACCGCGGCCCUGUGGGUGGCCUGCGGCGCCAGCUGGCAGCACUGGGAGGAGCCAGUGGUGCCGGGCCGCUGGUGGUGGCGCUGCAAGUGCGCGUGGUGGAAGCCGAGCAGUUGUUCGCCGAGGUGACCGAGGUGGCCGCGCUGCGACGCCAGUGGCUGCGGGACGCGCUCGCCGUGUACCGUAUGUUUGGCGAGGUGCACGCGUGCGAGCUGUGGAUCGGCGAGAAAGAGCAGUGGCUGCUGGCCAUGCGUGUACCCGAUUCCCUCGACGACGUUGAAGUGGUGCAGCACCGAUUCGAAAGUCUGGACCAGGAGAUGAACAGCCUGAUGGGCCGAGUCCUGGAUGUGAACCACACAGUUCAGGAGUUGGUGGAAGGAGGUCACCCCAGCUCAGAUGAAGUGCGCUCCUGCCAGGACCACCUCAACAGCAGGUGGAACCGCAUCGUGGAGCUGGUGGAACAGCGCAAAGAAGAGAUGAGCGCUGUGCUGCUGGUGGAGAAUCACGUGCUGGAAGUGGCCGAGGUGCGCGCCCAAGUGCGCGAGAAGCGGCGCGCGGUGGAAAGCGCGCCCCGGGCGGGCGGAGCCCUUCAGUGGCGCCUGAGUGGCCUGGAGGCGGCCCUGCAGGCACUGGAGCCGCGACAAGCGGCGCUGCUAGAGGAGGCUGCACUGCUGGCAGAGCGCUUCCCGGCACAGGCGACACGCCUGCACCAGGGCGCCGAGGAACUGGGAGCCGAGUGGGGCGCGCUGGCCGGAGCGGCUCAGGCUUGCGGCGAGGCAGUGGCGGCGGCAAGUCGCCUGCAGCGUUUCCUGCGCGAUCUGGAUACUUUCCUGGACUGGCUGGUGCGAGCGCAGGAGGCGGCGGGCGCUGUCGAGGGACCGCUGCCGCGCAGCCUGGAAGAGGCGGACACGCUGUUGGCGCGGCACGCCGCGCUCAAGGAGGAGGUGGACCAGCGCGAGGAGGAUUACACGCGCAUCGUGGCUGCCAGCGAGGCGCUGCUGGCGUCUGACGGUGCCGAGCUGGGCCCCGGCCUGGCGCUAGACGAGUGGCUGCCGCACCUCGAGGUUGGCUGGCACAAACUGCUCGGCUUGUGGGAGGACCGCAGGGAGGCGCUGGUCCAGGCGCACGUCUAUCAGCUCUUCCUGAGAGACCUGUGCCAGGCGCUCGCGGUGCUGCGCAACCAGGAGGUGGCGCUGUCUGGUGCUGAGCUCCCCUGCACGGUGGAGUCAGUGGAAGAGGCAAUGAAAAGGCACCGGGAUUUUCUCACCACGAUGGAGCUGAACCAGCAAAAGAUGCAGGUGGCGGUGCAAGCUGCAGAAGGCCUGUUGCGGCAAGGCAACGCCUACGGGGAGCAGGCGCAGGAGGCAGUGGCCCGGCUGCUGGAGAAGGCCCAAGGGUCCGCUCCAAUCAGUCUUAUUUGCAUAGAUUUCCCUCCUCAGCCCCACUCUUCUCAGCUGAGAACCUGCCCUGGGAAUUCUUUUGAGGGGUAUUGUGAGGCUGUGACAGAUGGGGAGAGGACCCUCCUGAGCCCCCUUCUCUGCCCUGCACAGCUGGAUGGCUGGAUCCGCGAGAAGAUGCUGAUGGCUCGCGAUGGCACUCGGGAAGACAGCCACAAGCUGCACAAGCGAUGGCUCCGGCACCAGGCGUUCAUGGCUGAGCUGGCUCAGAAUAAGGAGUGGCUGGAGAAGAUAGAGAGGGAGGGCCAGCAACUGAUGCAGGAGAAACCCGAGCUGGCAGCCUCCGUGCGUAAGAAACUGGGUGAGAUCCGGCAGUGCUGGGCGGAGCUGGAGAGUACCACACAGGCCAAGGCGCGCCAGCUCUUCGAGGCCAGCAAGGCGGACCAGCUAGUGCAGAGCUUUGCGGAGCUGGACAAGAGGCUGCUUCACAUGGAGAGCCAGCUACAAGACGUGGACCCUGGAGGGGACCUGGCCACCGUCAACAGCCAGCUCAAGAAGUUACAGUCCAUGGAGUCUCAGGUGGAGGAGUGGUGCCGUGAGGUGGGCGAGCUGCAGGCGCAGACGGCGGCGCUGCCCCUGGAACAGGCGAGCAAGGACCUGGUGGGCGAGCGGCAGAGCGCGGUGGGCGAGCGCUUGGUGCGCCUGCUGGAGCCAUUGCAAGAGCGCCGCCGCUUGCUGCUGGCCUCCAAGGAGCUACAUCAGGUGGCGCACGACCUGGACGACGAACUGGCAUGGGUCCAAGAGCGGCUGCCGCUGGCCAUGCAGACAGAGCGAGGCAAUGGCUUACAGGCUGUCCAGCAGCACAUCAAAAAGAACCAGGGCCUGCGGCGGGAGAUCCAGGCGCACGGGCCGCGCUUGGAGGAGGUGCUGGAGCGCGCGGGCGCGCUGGCCUCGCUGCGCAGCCCGGAGGCCGAGGCGGUGCGCCGGGGCCAGGAGCAGCUGCAGAGCGCUUGGACCGGACUACGGGAGGCAGCAGAACGACGGCAGCAGACGCUGGACGCUGCCUUCCAGGUGGAACAGUACUACUUUGAUGUGGCGGAAGUGGAGGCGUGGCUGGGCGAGCAGGAGCUGCUCAUGAUGAGUGAGGACAAGGGCAAGGAUGAACAGAGCACCCUGCAGCUGCUGAAGAAGCACUUGCAACUGGAGCAGGGCGUGGAGAACUACGAGGAAAGCAUUGCACAGCUGUCGCGCCAGUGUCGGGCGCUUCUGGAGAUGGGACACCCAGACAGUGAACAGAUCAGCCGGCGACAGUCCCAGGUGGAUCGCCUCUAUGUGGCCCUCAAGGAGCUGGGUGAAGAACGCAGGGUGAGCCUGGAACAGCAGUACUGGCUAUACCAGCUCAGCCGCCAGGUGGACGAGCUGGAACACUGGAUUGCCGAGAAGGAGGUGGUGGCUGGCUCCCCUGAGCUGGGCCAGGACUUCGAGCAUGUGUCGGUGCUACAGGAGAAAUUUUCGGAGUUCGCCAGUGAGACCGGAACAGCAGGGCGGGAGCGGCUGGCAGCGGUCAACCAGAUGGUGGACGAGCUGAUUGAGUGCGGCCACACAGCGGCGGCCACCAUGGCUGAGUGGAAGGACGGGCUGAACGAGGCCUGGGCGGAACUCCUGGAGCUCAUGGGCACUCGGGCCCAGCUGCUCGCUGCCUCUCGGGAGCUGCAUAAGUUCUUCAGCGACGCGCGAGAGCUUCAAGGGCAGAUUGAGGAGAAGCGGAGGCGGCUGCCCCGCCUGACGGCACCACCAGAGCCCAGACCCAGUGCCAGCUCCAUGCAGCGAACCCUGCGAGCCUUUGAACACGACCUGCAACUCCUCGUGUCCCAGGUACGCCAGCUGCAGGAGGGGGCGGCCCAGCUGCGGACGGUGUACGCGGGCGAGCACGCCGAGACCAUCGCCAGCCGCGAGCAGGAGGUGUUGCAGGGUUGGAAGGAGCUGCUGGCAGCCUGUGAGGAUGCUCGUCUGCACGUCAGCUCCACCGCUGAUGCACUGCGAUUCCACAGCCAGGCCCGUGACCUGCUUUCCUGGAUGGAUGGCAUCGCGGGCCAGAUCGGGGCAGCGGACAAACCCAGGGAUGUGUCGUCGGUGGAGGUGCUUAUGAACUACCACCAGGGUCUGAAGACAGAACUGGAGGCUCGUGUGCCUGAGCUGACGGCCUGCCAGGAGUUGGGGCGCUCCCUGUUACUCAACAAGAGUGCCAUGGCUGAUGAGAUCCAGGCACAGCUGGACAAGCUGGGAACCCGGAAGGAGGAGGUGUCUGAGAAGUGGGACCGUCACUGGGAGUGGCUGCAGCAGAUGCUGGAGGUGCACCAGUUUGCUCAGGAGGCCGUGGUGGCUGAUGCCUGGCUGACAGCCCAGGAGCCACUCCUGCAGAGCCGGGAGCUGGGCAGCAGUGUGGAUGAGGUGGAGCAGCUGAUCCGGCGACAUGAGGCCUUCCGAAAAGCAGCCGCAGCCUGGGAGGAGAGGUUCAGCUCUCUACGGCGCUUGACCACGAUCGAGAAACUCAAGGCAGAGCAGAGCAAGCAGCCACCCACCCCCUUGCUGGGGCGCAAGUUCUUUGGGGACCCCACCGAACUGGCGGCCAAGGCAGCGCCUUUGCUACGUCCAGGGGGUUAUGAGCCCUUGGCUCGCCGAGCCUCGGACACGCUGUCAGCCGAGGUACGGACCCGGGUUGGGUAUGUGCGCCAGGAGCUCAAGCCCGAGCGUCUCCAACCGCGUAUUGACCGGCUCCCUGAGGUCCCGGGGAGGGUAGAACCCGCGGCCCCAACAGCCACAGCUCUGGACACGACGGACACCCCUGGAACCCCGGCGGUGACAGAGCAGGUCCGGCCCCGGCCGGAGCGCCGGGAGUCAGCAGAUCGUGCGGAGGAGCUGCCACGGAGACGACGGUCAGAACGCCAGGAGUCCACCGAACAACCAGAAGAGGCUGCGCGGAGGCGGCGAUCCGAGCGCCAGGAGUCCGCGGACCACGAGGCACCACACAGCCUUACUUUGGGUCGCUAUGAGCAGAUGGAGAGGCGGCGGGAGCGGCGGGAAAGGAGGUUGGAGAGACAGGAGUCUAGCGAACAGGAGACACCAACCAGGGGAGAGCUGGUCAAAGGGAAGGCCACCCUUGCAGACAUUGUGGAGCAGCUGCAGGAGAAGGAGGCAGGCCCUGGGCUCCCUGCUGGGGUGCCGUCGCUGCCUCAACCUCGUGAGCUUCCCCCCGGUCGCCUGCCCAACGGGCUUGAGCCGCCCGAGCGGACACCUCGGCCCGAUCGGCCGCGGGCACGGGACCGGCCCAAGCCACGCCGGCGGCCACGGCCUCGAGAGGGUGGUGAGGGCGGGGGAAGCCGGCGCUCGCGCUCCGCCCCUGCCCAGGGAGGCUCCGCCCCCGCUCCUCCGCCUCCGCCCACUCACACAGUGCAGCACGAGGGCUUCCUGCUGCGCAAGCGCGAGCUCGACGCUAACCGCAAGUCGUCCAACCGGUCAUGGGUGAGCCUGUACUGUGUGCUCAGCAAGGGGGAGCUAGGUUUCUACAAGGACUCCAAAGGCCCAUCAUCGGGGGGCACGCAUGGUGGGGAACCACUGCUCAGCCUGCACAAGGCCACCAGCGAGGUGGCUAGUGACUACAAGAAAAAGAAACAUGUCUUCAAGCUCCAGACCCAUGAUGGCAGCGAGUUCUUGCUCCAAGCUAAAGAUGAGGAGGAGAUGAAUGGCUGGCUGGAGGCUGUAGCUAACUCAGUGGCGGAACACGCCGAGAUCGCCCGCUGGGGUCAGACACUACCUACUACAUCAUCCACAGAUGAGGGCAACCCCAAACGUGAGGGUGCGGAGCGUAGGGCCAGCGGACGCCGGAAGUGACUCCAGGUACCCUCCCCACUUGGAGUCUGACAAGUCUCCUUGCCCCUCCUCUCCGCACUGUGGACACAAAGACACCUUUUCAUCCGCAAGGGCAGGAAAGACUGAGGAUGUGUCACGGUGGACCCUGGAAUGGAAGGGACUUCUCCUGCACUCCAAGAAAUGGUGGUGGGGGAUUGCUGUCCCUAUAGCCAUAUCUCGGUCCCUUCCCGCUCGCCAACCCCACCCCAGGUGCUGGGGCUCCAUUCUUUUUAUGCAAUAACUGAGCUUGGUGGGGACGGGCAGGGAGCCAGUUGAGCCAAGCCCCUGCCCCAUCGUCAGAUCCUGCCCCAAGAAGCCGGAGUGGCAAGGGAGCUGGGAGGUGGUGGUGGUAUUCGUUGGCCUCCUCUCCGCCCUAAGGAUGGACACGGGGGCGCUGGUGAGGUCCCCUGGACCAUCCAGGGUGCUAGGGGGUGGGGAGGGGACACACUUCCUCCCUGCCUUUACCUCACUUCCAAUGCUGCCUUGAUCUGUCUGGGAAGAGGGAGCGAAGGGGCCCUUAGCCCCUGCACUCCGCCAUCUCAGAGCCAUGCGGUUAAUUCCUGACUUAGUUUAUUUUUGCAAAAAUGUAGACCUCUCCUUCCUUCCCCCGCCCCGCAUCCGCGAAGGCUUUUAAUAGGAUGGGAGUCAAAGUUCAAAAUUGUCUUCCUCUCUCCUCCCCCAUCCAGCUGUAAAUGCCACUUCCCGAGGGGAGGGGGGUGGGGAAGUCCUCCCCCCUGCAUGCUUCUGGCUGGAGCACCUCCCUGGGAGUCGGAGGAUCAGGGUUACAGGCAGCCCCAGUGGCUGCCCGAAGAUGUCGCCAGGGCCUGGGGUGCGGGGCGGUGUGGCUGGCGCACACUGUAUGUACCUAUAAUAAACCCUUUGGCUUUGACGGUC
Molecule: messenger RNA, 9459 nt
Organism: Myodes glareolus (Bank vole)
Lineage: Eukaryota; Metazoa; Chordata; Mammalia; Rodentia; Cricetidae
Source: RefSeq, a predicted model, not a curated record